AUGGCGCCGUCCAAAGAGUUCGAAGCCUCGCCGAUGAGCGACCACCAAGAAGCGAUCAAGAUAGAGGCUAUGGCCGUCAAACAUAUUGGCAAGGGAGAUGAAGAGACGAGCCGCUACCUAGGCGAUGCUCCCAUUGAGAUUGACGCAGCCACCAAUAAGGGAAUCUUUUGGAAGAUCAAUCGUCGUAUUCUUGCCAUCCAGCUGGUCACGUAUUUUUGCCAAUCCUUGGAUAAAGGAACGCUCAACUUUUCUUCCAUCAUGGGUAUCCAGAAAGACGCGAAUCUCGUCGGUCAACAAUAUUCUUGGCUCGGAACCAUCCUCUACAUGGGUAUUCUCGUUGGCGAGUACCCGCAGAACUUCCUCCUACAGAAGCUACCACUAGCAAAGGUUCUGGCUGUCAAUGUAUUCUGCUGGGGCGCUGUUGUGGCCUGCUCCGCUGCUUCAUCAAGCUUCGCCCCUCUUAUGGUUGUGAGAUUCCUGCUCGGUUUCUUUGAGAGCUGUAUACAACCGGCCAUGAUGCUGCUUACUUCGAUGUGGUACACCAGAUCUGAACAAUCGCUCUUGAACUCUCUGUGGUAUUGCAUGACGGGAGUACAGCUCAUGGUCGGUGGUCUUCUCGCUUUUGGCGUCUCAUAUUUCACCAACGGACCAAUAAAGAAUUGGCAACUGCUCUUCCUGGUUCUCGGCCUGGCGACUGUGGUCUGGUCAUUCUGCAUCGCCAUAUUCUUGCCUGACAGUCCUAUGAAGGCAAAGUGUUACACAGAGGAGGAAAAGAAGCUCAUGAUCGAGCGUGUGCGCGGGAACGAAACGGGUAUCCAAAAUAAGGAAUACAAGAGAUAUCAGGUUGUUGAAGCCCUGACUGACCCAUUCGUGUGGUGCUGCACGAUGCUCAUCACAGUAGCCAAUCUUGUCAUCGGCGGUCUUGGGGUCUUUUCGAACCUCAUCAUCAAAGAGUUUGGGUUUACGUUGCUCCAGACCAAUCUCCUGAAUAUAGCACAGGGCGCAGUUACUAUUAUUGUCAUGGUCGGAUCCGCACAGGCUUCUCAAAAGACUGGGCAAACUUGCUUGAUGAUGCUUCUGUGGACGCUGCCCGCCAUUGCCGGCACUAUCGUGAUUCUAGUGGUCGUCCCUAACUCGGGCAAUGCUGGAGGGAUGCUCAUCGCUUUCUAUUGUACGCAGUUCUUUCUUGCCCAAGGCAACAUGAUUAUCUCACUUGUUACGCGGAACAUUGCUGGCCAAACCAAGAAAGGAAUUACCAUGACAAUGGUCUUUGUAGGGUGGGCUGUUGGUAAUAUGGUUGCUCCGCAGAUCUUCCAGCAAAGAGAUGCCCCCAGGUACCUCACUGGAUUUGUCGUGCACUGCGCUAUUUACGGGUCAUAUAUUCUCUUGGUUGUCUUGACGCGUGUGAUACUUGUGGCGAGGAACCGCCGCAGGGAUGCGCUCGUCGUUGAGAUCUCACACGACUUGGCCUUUGAGGAUCUUACAGAUCAGGAGAAUCCCAAUUUCCGCUACGUCCCUUGA
Trichoderma atroviride IMI 206040 is the source of this 1521-nucleotide messenger RNA. RefSeq lists its product as uncharacterized. Gene Ontology annotation, cellular component: membrane. Lineage: Eukaryota; Fungi; Ascomycota; Sordariomycetes; Hypocreales; Hypocreaceae. Gene Ontology annotation, molecular function: L-cysteine transmembrane transporter activity. The record is from RefSeq and is a predicted model, not a curated record. Gene Ontology annotation, biological process: L-cysteine transport; transmembrane transport.